This is a messenger RNA of Symbiodinium sp. CCMP2456, 1966 nucleotides long. The record is from the annotation of a GenBank genome assembly. NCBI's taxonomy places the organism in Eukaryota, Dinophyceae, Suessiales, Symbiodiniaceae.
AUGGUGUCGUCCUUCCUUCCGACGCCCAGCUCGGCGGAGGUCGUCGGCACCGGGGAAGUGCUGAAAGUGGGCACUGCUUUCGCCCGGGGCACAUUUGGCACUGUGCACCCGGUGGAAGGCAAGGUGAAUGGCGCGGAUGCAGUGGUGAAGCUGCCGCGAGUCCACAGGUUGCCUUUCCACGUCAACGACGUGCUCCUUCUGAACGAAGUGGACGAUGAGAAGCGAGUGCGUCGUCGCGAGGAAAUGCUGCAAGAGGAAGCGAAGGUUCUUCAGUUUCUUCGCGAUUGCCGGGGCGUCGUUCCUUGGCUCUGCAACAUCCGGGCAUGGAUCGGCGGUGUGCAGGUAACUGGCAUGGCCUUGCAGAAGAUGGACGGCACUUUGCGACAGCUUUGGACGCACAGCAACAGUGCCCAGCUGAACGUCAAUCAGAAUCGUUGCAACAGCAUCCGCUUGGCAGGCAUCCUAGGGUCCGCGGUUGACAUUCUCUGGGCAUUGGGCAGGAUGCGCGAGUGUGGCUUCUGCCACAUGGAUAUAACGCCGGAGAACUUGCUGUGGAGUGAAGCCCACUGCCAGUUGUACCUGGCGGACUUCGGCUCAGCUAGGCGACGGUCAGGGUUCACAUGGCAGGCAUUGCAGGAUCUGCCCGAAAGAGCCAACAUCCGGCGGAGCUAUGCUUUGGCUUUCAGAGGGGUGUGGCAGGUGCUGCCGCAGCUGUACGAGCAGUUCGAGAACGAGGCGGUCGGUAUACGCUCCUUUAUGCGGACUGGCAUUCGCGGACAGUCGAGCUGCCCCUUCGAUCCACCGGAACCCGAGGAGCCAUGGGGCCGGGCAGAUCCGACGUGGCCAUCACUUCUGGAGGCACGUGUCCAGCUGCGGGCCUUGAGCAGUAGGCUGGAGGCGCUUCCACUGCAGCCGGAGCACGAGCUCAAGCAGAAGGGAGAUGCCUUCUUGGAUGAUGCUUUGAGAAGGAGCCUCCAGGACUGGCAACCGGCACAGAGUCGCGAGAGGCUCAGGAGGCUUCAGGAGCUCGACCUCUGGCGGGGGAUGCAUGGCCCCGAACCCAGCGGACCUCUCGUCUUCUGGCACAGAGAUGCCUCCGGCACGGCCGUGGACAUCAUGUCCUUCGACUUUGGGAAGUUGGGCGACCAGCCGCAGUACUUGGUGCACGAGGCGAAGAAGGAGCUCGCCGCCCGCUUGGGCUGCUGUCCUCCCCAAAUCAAGCUGUGGGCUUUCCUGCGACCCCGCUUCGAAAGUUUGGAGAAGGAGGAGGAGGUCUUCCCAGGUUUGCACCCCGAGCAGUUGGAUUUGCCCAGCCUGCGCGUGGAGGUGAUGCCAGUCGAGCAACUCCAGAAGGGGAUCGACUUCGAGUUCACUGCGCACCUGUUGAAAAUCAGCUACGAAGAGGUCUGGUACCUGCUGAACAGCCGCCACCUACACCCCGACUGUAUCUCUCUGCGGGACCUCAUCGAUGCAGGGCCCGGGGCAUGCAGUGCGGCGCUGGAGAAGAAGGCGGAUCCCAACCAGACCAGUGACCGGAGAUGGAGAGACAGGGCGGGAUACUAUGGAGAUGGCAGACGCACUACACCCUUGACUUACGCAGUAGAGAAGACGUAUGGGUGGGACGACCACGACUGGGAUCUCAAAGAGAAUGCCAAGGCUAUGCAGAUCAUGCAGAUGCUCCUGAACGCUGGAGCACGGGUCAACAAGGUCGAUGGCAACGGCAACACUCCUUUGUCAUUGGUGAGCAUCGAUGCCGAAACGGCGAGGCAAACCGAAGCUUUCCAAGUCAACGUGCAGCUGCCGCAGGUGCUGCCGAGAAGCUGUCGGGGAUGUAGGGCUGCACGUGGACACUUCCACGGCGAGACUGUUCCGUCAUUGGUGAGCAUCGAUGCCGAAGCGGCGAGGCAAAACAGAGCUUUCCAAGUCAAUGUGCAGCUGCCGCAGGCUAUACGGUCUGCAUGCCAGU